AUGGCCGGCGGUCUCGUCAAAUACCGGCAUCUCAGCCGAAACUCAUCCGCCCGCAAAGCUCUGCUGCGAGGCCUGGUCACCCAGCUCGUGCAGUACGAGCACAUCCAGACGACACAUGCAAAGGCAAAAGAGGCCCAGAGACUGGCAGAGAAGCUAAUUACUCUAGCCAAGAAGAACAACGAGCCCUGUAGGAGAUCAGCGCAGGCAAUUCUUUAUAUGAUGAAGCUAACCGAAUCGCUAAAGACGCCCCAUGUUCUUCUGCCCAAACUCUUUGGCGAAAUUCGAAACAGAUAUCUUACCCGAGAAGGCGGCUACACCCGUGUUGUCCGCACCGAACCGAAGAACACAUACGACCAAGGCGAGAGCUCCAUCCUCGAAUUUGUCGACGGCCCCAAGGACUCACGUUUCAUGAUGACGGCCAAGACAAUAGCAAGAGAUCGCCUCCUGGGACAGGAAUCCACCCCCGUGACGGCGCAGAAUAUCAAGAAAGUAACACAGUUUCGGGGAGAAAAGGACCUCGAAGACAUGGUUCAGCGAUUUCUGGCCUUGCAAACGUCUGAUGCGGCUGCUGCGGAGGAGGGACAUAGUGUGGAGGCGGCACGGAUCGCGGGCGAGGAAUGUUCCAAAGCACAGGCACUUGCUGCAGAGGUGAAGACUCAAAAGAAGGAAGCCAAGAGUUAG
Metarhizium acridum CQMa 102 is the source of this 681-nucleotide messenger RNA. NCBI's taxonomy places the organism in Eukaryota, Fungi, Ascomycota, Sordariomycetes, Hypocreales, Clavicipitaceae. The record is from RefSeq and is a predicted model, not a curated record.